Drosophila ananassae is the source of this 1473-nucleotide messenger RNA. RefSeq names its product stress-activated protein kinase JNK (gene bsk). The record is from RefSeq and is a predicted model, not a curated record. Gene Ontology annotation, cellular component: nucleus; cytoplasm. Gene Ontology annotation, molecular function: ATP binding; JUN kinase activity. Gene Ontology annotation, biological process: JNK cascade; protein phosphorylation. The transcript has 7 exons. Lineage: Eukaryota; Metazoa; Arthropoda; Insecta; Diptera; Drosophilidae. Bases 207 to 1331 code for a protein of 374 amino acids.
CUCUCCAUUAAUCUGGUCACACUAUCAUAUAUUGUAUCUAUGUACAAUUUCUUGCGAAUGUGCGGAACUAACUUGGUUCUAUAAUUUUUAAAUGGUCAAACAAAUAUAAAAUGUUCGCGUCUUUGUGUGCCCAGUGUUUAGAAUAAGUAAAUCGGAAAAUCGAUUUUGUGUCCCUGUAAAAGAAAUCUAUACAAUUUUCGCAUUAAAUGCAUAAAAUGGCAGCUCAACACCAACACUACACCGUUGAAGUUGGAGAUACCAAUUUUACUAUUCAUAGCCGGUACAUUAAUUUAAGGCCGAUCGGAUCAGGAGCUCAAGGAAUAGUAUGCGCUGCCUACGAUACUGUCACCGAGCAGAAUGUGGCAAUUAAAAAACUUUCCCGACCAUUCCAAAAUGUUACCCAUGCCAAGAGAGCAUAUAGAGAAUUUAAGCUGAUGAAGCUUGUUAACCAUAAAAACAUUAUUGGAUUACUUAAUGCUUUCACUCCGCAAAGAAAUUUGGAGGAGUUUCAAGAUGUUUACCUCGUCAUGGAGUUGAUGGACGCCAACCUUUGCCAAGUUAUUCAAAUGGAUCUGGAUCACGACCGAAUGUCGUACUUGUUGUACCAAAUGUUGUGCGGAAUAAAACAUUUACACUCAGCCGGAAUUAUACACAGAGACUUAAAACCAUCCAAUAUAGUUGUAAAGGCAGACUGCACCCUAAAAAUUUUGGACUUUGGUCUUGCACGCACUGCAGGAACAACAUUUAUGAUGACUCCAUAUGUGGUCACCCGGUAUUACAGGGCACCGGAAGUCAUUUUGGGAAUGGGCUACACAGAGAAUGUGGAUAUAUGGUCUGUUGGGUGCAUUAUGGGUGAAAUGAUAAGAGGAGGCGUACUGUUUCCUGGCACGGAUCAUAUAGAUCAGUGGAAUAAAAUUAUUGAGCAAUUAGGUACGCCAUCGCCCUCAUUUAUGCAACGGUUACAGCCAACCGUCCGAAAUUAUGUGGAAAAUCGUCCCAGAUAUACUGGAUAUUCAUUUGAUAGACUCUUUCCCGAUGGAUUGUUUCCAAGUGAUAAUAAUCAGAGUAGCCGCAGGAAGGCUUCUGACGCUAGAAAUCUUCUCAGUAAAAUGCUUGUCAUAGAUCCGGAGCAACGGAUAUCCGUGGAUGAGGCUUUGAAGCAUGAAUAUAUCAAUGUGUGGUAUGAUGCCGAAGAAGUUGACGCUCCGGCUCCGGAGCCCUAUGAUCAUAGCGUAGAUGAGAGGGAACACACUGUGGAGCAAUGGAAGGAGCUAAUCUAUGAGGAAGUUAUGGACUACGAAGCACACAACACAAAUAAUAGAACGCGGUAGAGAACGACUUUUUCCUCCUUAGUCAGUCAUAAAAACUAAAGCUUAAAAACAAUGCGGCAUGUAUUGUUAAAUUAUUACCACAAAUAAAAUAUUCAAAUUGUAUUUAAAAAUAUAGUAACCAUUAAAAAAUAAAAUCAAUCCA